UUGAAAAAAAGAGAAAAAAUCAAAAGAUGUCUGGCCAAUCUUCACAAGAUGAUGGUAAAUGUCCUGGACAAAGAAAAAGGUUUUUUAUGCCAAAAGUGCAAAGAAAAUUUGUGAAUUUAGGUUCAAUGACAGGGAGAUGGAUGAAAAUCAAAUCAAAGAAAUGUUGUAAAUCUGAUGAGGACCUUGCUCGACUUUUGAUCCAAAGCUUACAUCAGCUUGAUCAACAAAUUAGGUAUGGCGGUCAUAUUUCUAGAUAUUUGAAGAGAAGAAACAUACCGAAGCAUGAGAGUUAUAGGAUAAUUACACUUCAAACUGAUGUAUGGACGCGCUGGAGAGAACUGCAAUGUUCACUUCAAGUUAAUUCUAACAGUCAAUUUGCAAAUGUGCUGAUGAAUGCAUGGCAUGACAGAGCUGACUACAUACCGAAACUUUGGGAUGCCCCUAAAGCUAGUCAACAGGCCCCUGUAAAUGAGACCCAAGUAAUUCAGGUCGUGAAGAAGGAAGCUGGUAUGACAGAGGCACAUGUGAAUGAAACCUCAAUGCAUAAGAACCUUGUGGAAAGUGCUAAUGUUAAUGAGGCUUUUGUGAAUGAGACCUCCAUGAAUAAGUAUCUUGUGGAGGAUGCUUCUGUGAAUAAGGCUCCCGUCACUGAGCCCAUCAGGAGUACAUGUAAGUACUUUGUGGAUAUUACCACAGUGAAAUACGCUUCUGUAAAUAACAUCUCAAACAAUAAUAUCCCUGUUGAAGGUGCUUCUUUAAGUGAGGUUCCUGCGACUAGAAUCUUCAGGAAUACAUGGAAUUAUCUUGUGGAAGAUGCCCCUGCGAAUGACGCUUGUGUGAAUAACACCUUCAGGAAAAAAUCUUUGUACUUUGUGGAAGAUGCUUCUGUGAAUCAGGCUCCUGUGAAUCAGGCUUUAAAUAAGUAUCCUGUGGAAGAUGCUUCUGUGAAUAAAGCUCCUGUGACUGAGGCCUUGAAUAAGUAUCAUGUGGAAGAUGCUUCUGUGAAUAAAGCUCCUGUGACUGAGGCCUUGAAUAAGUAUCCUGUGGAAGAUAAUUCUGUGAAUAAAGCUCCUGUGACUGAGGCCUUGAAAAAGUACCUUGUGGAAGAUGCUUCUGUGAAUAAAGCUUCUAGGACUGAGGCUUUGAAUAAGUACCUUAUGAGAGAUGCUUCUGUGAAUAAGGCUUCUGUGACUGAGGCCUUGAAUAAGUAUCCUGAGGAAGAUGCUUCUGUGAAUAAAACUCCUUGGACAGAGGCUUUGAAUAAAUACCUCAUGGAAGUUGCUUCUGUGAAUAAAGCUCCUGUGACUGAGGCCUUGGAUAAGUGUCUUCUGGAUGAUGCUUCUGUGAAUGAAGCUCCUUCAAGUGAGGGUUGUAUGAAUAAAUGUUAUUAUCUUAUGGAAGAUGUACCUGAUGCUUCUGCGAAACGCACCAUCAGGGAUAAGUAUCUUGUUGAAGAUGUCCUUGUGAAUAAGGGUGUUGCGACUGUGGCCUUCAAGAAUAAAGUCCUUAUUGAACAUGCUUAUGUGAAAAAGGCUCCUGCCCCUGGAAAUGAUGCUCCUGUGGCUGAGGACUUAGGGAAUAAGUUCCUUGUUGAAGAUGCUUCUAUGAAUGAGAUUUCUGACACUUUAAAUAAGGCACUAGUGAAGCAAGAAAUAAUGACAGAUCAGUCAGACAAGAUUAGCAGUGAACCAUGCAGAGAAGUGUCACCAGAAUGUCCAAAUGUGAAAGAAGAAUGUGUUAGUGAGGGAGAAGUAAGUGUUAGUGAGGAAUCAGAGUCUGACACAGAAAUUGAAGAUAUAAUGAAUUACCUUAAAGCUGAUAAGAAAUUGAUCAAGAUAACUAAAGAUUCUACUUCUACUCAAGAUAAUGCAGAUUUAGGAAACAGAAGGAGAAGCUCAAGAGUUCAGUCACGGGGUUACAGGCCUAAUUAUGCAAGCUUGGAUUGGAUAGAUGACCAUGAGAAAAAGAGUAAUGAUUAUGUAUCUGAAAUUGUGGUUACAAUGGAGGACAAACAGAUACAUGGAAGAAGAAAGCAUAUUUCUCCUGCUGAUACUGCAGUGACAGAAGAUGAUAAGUUUAAAAAUGAUUUUAAAACUAAAAGAAAUUAUAAAAGGAAAGUAAAAGAUCCUGAUUUUUUUCCUGAUGAAAUUGAAUGUUUUGAAAAUUUGGAUGAAAGUGAUGAUAGUUCUGAAACUGAUGACAUGGAUGAUGAGGAAAGCUACACACUGGAGAAUGAAGGUGAUAGCUUGACCGAAAGUAAAUAUACAGAUUUGAGAAAGAGAAAAAGAAAAAUUGGUAAAUCAGUUGGUAAUAAUUGUAAGAAAAGGAAAAAGUCAUGGGUCCAUAUAAAACUAGAAGAGCAUCAGGACAAGUACAGUAAAGAAAUUGUCAAAUCAUUUGCAAGAAAAGAUCGUAAUGUUGAUGUAACAGAAGAAUUAUUCAAAUGUUUAAUAUGUGGUAAUUUCAAGUCCACAGCUAGAGAUCUUUUUGAGGAACAUAUUGAAAAACAUGUGAAUAAAGUCCUGGAAUGUGACAAAUGUUCUUAUGUAGGUAACUCUGAAUUUGUGUUAUUAAAGCAUAAGUUUUCUGUUGGACAUGCAUCUGGAAAUAAACAGUUUAUUUGUGAUAUAUGUGGCAUAGUUCUAUACACAUCAGUUGCUAGAUUGUCACAUAUUGGAAAGGAACACGGCGACCCUCAGUUUCAAUGUUGGUACUGUGAUGAAAAGUUUGCUACAAAUAGUAGAAGAAAGAAGCAUUAUAGAACAGUACAUACUGACCUUGUCAAGUAUUGCUUCAUCUGUGAAUCUGAUUACAGUCACUUAAGUUUGGAAUACUUCAGAGAUCAUCAAAGUUCUUGCAAGGUCACAAAUCAGUGCCAGGUAUGUGGUGUAUGCCUGUCAACAAAGAGUGGAUUAAAGAAACAUAUAGAAUCUAUACACAUGAAUGUUAGAAAUUACCAGUGUUCUACAUGCCCAUAUUCUGCAAAAUGUGCUCAGAGACUUAAAGAGCAUGAAUUGAGUCAUAGAAGUGAUCAUCAAUACUUUUGUGACAAAUGUACAUUUACUUGUGUUCAAAAAUACCAGCUAAAGUCUCACAUGAGAACACAUACUGGGGAGAAGCCAUAUAAGUGUUCACAAUGCAAGUUUGCAGCUGCAUGGAAUGUUCAACUAAAGGAACACGCCAAAGUUCAUGGGAUGGAAAAUACAGUUGCAUGUUCACAUUGUGAUAUUGUUUUUCGUAACCGAAAAGCAUUAAAAAUGCAUGAGAAAAAAGAUCAUCCUGAAAUUCCUGGAAAUAUUAAAAAAUCGAAAAAACGACGAUAGUUAAUGUUCAUACUUGUGUUUAGCUUGUAAAACAUGUUUCUUUAUAAGUUAGGGUUGGACAUAAACUAGUUAUAUUUUCGCCAAAAUUACAAGUUGAUUAUUGAAUAUGAUAUUUUUAUAUACCUGUACGCAUUUGCUUUGUUUUCUGUAAAUUGAUAGAGGCAAGUCAAAAAUAGAAUAAAAUAAAAAGAAAAAUCUUCACUUUAAUAAGAUUUAAAACCACAAGCCUUUGUUUGGACUGAAUUGACCAAAGUCCUGACAGCGGUAACUUGCCUGAAUCAGUAGUUAAAGAUUAUGACCUGCAACAAUAGAAUGUAUGUACCUCAAGCAUACUACCUGGCCAGCUGGAACAUCAUCGUGUGUAAAAAGUAGACUAUAUAUUGAUGGAAGAGUCAUAAUCCGAUACAUUUACAAUAUCUUUCUUUAAGAAACAUUAAUAUUUUGUCCGUGUUUCUCUCUUAUAACUUUACUAUUGGCGUAUAUUGCCCAGCCUCUUGCUUUUACUGCAGGAUAGUAUAAUCAAAGUAAGAAAGGGGGCUAAUUGUUUUAAAACUUAUGCAAGAAUUACUUGCUUUUGAUAGAAAACAAAUAUUUCAACUUUGAAGUCUUUACAAUGUUUAUCUGAUUAUUUAGCAAGUUAGGAAAAUAUAAAGAUACAAAAAGGGAGAAAAUAUAUUAAGUAAUUGUAUAUUUUGAGGACUCUAAUGAUCUUAAUCCACCUAAGAAAUUUCAAGUUGGCUUCCAAAACUUUCUUACCCACUCUUUAUUGUGAUGUCAUUCAGUGACACAUUUUUAAUAACUUUGUUUAAAGAUAUGGUUCUUUAAAACAAUUUGUGAUCGACAGAUGAGUUUGUAGAUCAAGAUCACGCUAGGACUUUUAAGGUUUAUAAUUUCUAAAAGUACAUCGAUGGUUAUAUACUGUCAUCCAUGAAUCAAUUUUGAAAUAUCUAGGCAUACUUCUGCGGCACAUUAUGAAAGCUUGUCACAGGCAAACGGAAGGUCGAAAGUUUACAAGAUGAAGGUUAUUCUUGUAUGUCAGACAAGUACAUUGAUGGAAUUGUGUUGGGUCAUAUCAUUGUCAUUCAUAGAUGUUUUUUUUAAACAUUUGGGCUGGCUGAGAAUAUGAGAAAAUAUUUGUUAAUGGUUCUUUAUACUUGUAACUCUCUUUUUAUAGUAACAUCGCCUUUGAUGAGUUGCACUACUUGGCCUAGCUUGGGGGUGUCUGUUCCCAACAACAGUUAUAUUUAGUUCUUUCAUCUCAGAUGCUGCAAUAUAGUGUAACAUGGGUAUGCUUGAGACUUUUACCUCUAGACAAAAAUAAGCAUGAAAAGUAACAAAUUUUUUAGUAACUUAAGAAAUAUGAAGGAUAUAGAUAAUCAUAUAAUCCUUGUCCACUGCAUUCCUUCUGAAUAAGAUCUGACAUAUACAUACUUAAAAAUUUAGCUUUAUGUAAAAAUGUACAAAAAUAUUUUCAUGUAAAAUAAAAGAUUUUUUCUCUUGUUACUUGAAUAUUUAUCCAUUGUUAGUCUUUUCUAUUCUUAACGGUAUAUGGCUGUUCACUCAGCCAAUAAGCUUUUAUUCUGAGGGCAUACAAGGUGUGAGUUUCAGUCACAGACUGCACAUUUUUAUGCCUCUGGGCAUAACAAUAAUUGAACAAUGCGUCUGCACAAUCGUCUCAUAUACAAGGUUAAAGUAAAUCGGAAAGUCGGAUAUAUCUUCAGUUCUACCUCAGUAUCAUUGGCCUCAUAAUACACACCAGAACAAAGCCCAUAAACUUGGCAAUUUUCUUUACUGUGGCUCCCAUUUUCCUCCACUUAUUUCCCUUUUUUAUUUCCUUGUAAAUUAUAAGGACCUUGUAUAGUUAAGCACAGCCGUCAUUUAUAAUACCAUAUGGUAACAUAUGAGUAUGCUUGAGUUUGGGGUCACAAGAUCAAUGUCAUCAUUGCUAAAAACAGAUUAUUACACCCAUCUUAUACAUGCCUACUA
This is a messenger RNA of Ruditapes philippinarum (Manila clam), 5309 nucleotides long. RefSeq lists its product as uncharacterized. Bases 27 to 3323 code for a protein of 1098 amino acids. Gene Ontology annotation, molecular function: DNA-binding transcription factor activity, RNA polymerase II-specific; RNA polymerase II transcription regulatory region sequence-specific DNA binding. Gene Ontology annotation, biological process: regulation of transcription by RNA polymerase II. The transcript is spliced from 7 exons. The record is from RefSeq and is a predicted model, not a curated record. Gene Ontology annotation, cellular component: nucleus. NCBI's taxonomy places the organism in Eukaryota, Metazoa, Mollusca, Bivalvia, Venerida, Veneridae.